Molecule: messenger RNA, 390 nt
Organism: Pyrus x bretschneideri (Chinese white pear)
Lineage: Eukaryota; Viridiplantae; Streptophyta; Magnoliopsida; Rosales; Rosaceae
Product: arp2/3 complex-activating protein rickA-like
Exons: 2
Coding region: 1-390 (129 amino acids)
Source: RefSeq, a predicted model, not a curated record
AUGACAACUCCUACUCAACGAGGAAAGAGGGUGAAACGGGUGAGGGAUGCCCCACCUCCACCUCUGCCACCACCACCUCUUCUGCCACCUCUGCCACCACCACCUCCUCCACCACCUGUUUCUUCACCGGAACAGCUAGCAGACAUAAGCUUAGAGACAAAUUUUAAUUUUAAUGCCAAAAAGAUGACACGUGGAAAGUCAUGUGGGAAAGGCCUCCACGAUAUUUUGGAGGCAAAUAAUGGGAAGAAGAAGCCAGUCAUAUUUGAUUUCAAACUUCAAGUUCCAAGUGAUUUGGUAGUAUCAAGUUUUUUCACUACCGAGAUAGGGAAUAUUAUUCGGACUCACUCGCCAGUUUGCUACAAGAAAUGGAUGAAGGUCCUAUCUUCAUAA